CAAUGAAAAAGAGAAUGAUUCUACCUUAUCAGUAAAAAGAUCACUUGAAGAUUUAUUUCUCAAAAAAAAGUGUGAUUGGAAUCCCAAAGAAUUCACAAACACGGCAGUAGCAAAAAGAUUAUAUUUGGAUGACAAUCCUAUUGAAAAUGGGUUAAAAUUAUAUAGAUGGAUUAGUAAUCGAAAGAUUAGAGCAAAAAGUGCAAACGACGUUAAUAUUUAG
Molecule: messenger RNA, 220 nt
Organism: Racocetra persica
Lineage: Eukaryota; Fungi; Glomeromycota; Glomeromycetes; Diversisporales; Gigasporaceae
Source: the annotation of a GenBank genome assembly